Harmonia axyridis is the source of this 1972-nucleotide messenger RNA. RefSeq lists its product as uncharacterized. The record is from RefSeq and is a predicted model, not a curated record. The coding region runs from base 347 to 1768 and encodes 473 amino acids. The transcript has 8 exons. NCBI's taxonomy places the organism in Eukaryota, Metazoa, Arthropoda, Insecta, Coleoptera, Coccinellidae.
GGUCUUAAUAUAAUCUAUAACCAAAAAUGAAUUUGUGGAAUCGUUCAAUGAAAAUAUUCAGUUGCUGAUGAUAAUUUAUUUCCUACGUUGUAGGCACUGCAUUUUUCAAAUUGACAUAACUUCAAAAAUUAACGUUAAGGAAAUCGGUUACUCAGUGGUUUUUAAAUAAGUUUUUGCUUUUUCGAGAGAAGAAAGAAUUAUAAGUCCAUAAAAUAAAUUGAAAAUUGUGCACAUUGUAUUUUAGAGUGUACUCCAAGGUGGGAGUGACAAGAGUUUUACACAUAUUACUUGCCACUAAUUGACCCAGUAUUUUUAUUUUUAUUGAUUAUUUUUAAAUCUUGAAAAUAUGAGUAAAGAAAACAAAGCUAAAGUUCCUGAAGUCAGAAUGACAAAAACAGCACGCUUACGAUUGUUAAAGGCGAACCCAAUCAUUAAAUAUCAAAUCCAAAAAACAAAUAACAUGGAAAUGGCUAAAAGUUUGAACUUGGAUAAUGUAUCACUCAUAAAAAAAUCAGUUGUAGAUAAAGCUGCAGGAAUUUCAUCAAAUAUUGAUAAAGAAAUGAAAGUGAGGAAAACUCUAAUACCUAACGAAGAAUCAAAGAAGUUUUCAAGCUCCAAAAUUAAGAAAGAGAAUCAGGAGAAAAAAAAAGAUCAAGUUAACCCUAUUAAAAUACAAACUUUGAAUAAGAAAGUGGUGAGACGAUCUAUGUCGGCUCCCCGUUUGAGACCAAAUAAAGAUAUUGUAAAGACAAUAACUGAGGACCAAGAAAUCAUGAACAGGUCAGUGUCCUUUGAUAACAUUCCACAUAAUUUGGUGAAUGAAGCUUCAAGAAAUGUGCAGACUCCUUCAGAUAAAAAAAAAACUUUCAAUGCAAGUGUGUCUAGUCAUAAAAAGUCAUUGUUUAAUCUUACCCCAAGUGCCCCACAGGAUUUAAGAAGGAGAUUGUCUGAUUGGUUGGAAAAAAGGAAUAAACUCUCCUCAUUCAAACAUCUCAAAUGUUUUGGUGUGCCUAAAAUUGAUUUGAUAGAAGAAGAAAAUAAGGAAAAUGUCAAUACCUCCCGUAUUCAAAGAGAAGGCAGCUAUGAAGAUUUAAAAAUUGAUAAACCUUUGUAUACCAAUGAGGAUGACACGACAUUAUUGUUCGCACCUUCUGAUUUAGAUAAAUUAGCCAGAGAAGCUAUGAAAGAUUUACAUUGCUUAAUGUCAGAGGGAUAUCCUAAAGAACAAUGUGAAGCAUGGUUGAAAAUUAUAUGUGUCAAGUGCCCUUCAAUUGUAGAAGAUCCACAGUACUGGGAAUGCAGAGCAACCUUAGAACAGUUUCGGGGAAAUAUUGGAUCUGCUGUAGAAUGCUAUAAAACUGCUGUUGUGCAAGGGGCAGAGGUAACUUCUGUUGAAGAGUCUCUUGAUAGAUUGUUGGAGAAAUUCAAACUAUUAGACAUUGAAUCUUCAUCAGAUCAAAAAGAACCGCAAAAAGAAAGAGUCAAAGCUAUGAAAGAUUUCAAAAAUGUUUUCACAUCUAUGAUUAUUAAAUUUGCUAUUCAGGAAAAAACCAUCAAGAACACGUCGAAGAAUAAGCACAACCAACAUGAAGUUCCUAAUUCAUCGAGUAGACUACUGGUUACACCUGUUCGAAGGAGCACUAGAUUGAGUAGGUCCCUCUACACUUCAACUCCGGGAACUAAACUUUGUUCUACCAUCCAAGAACUUAAUUCUGAUGAGAAACAAAAAAUGACGUUCCAACCAAACUCUGCUCUGUUGAACAUGUGAUAUGAAACACUGGAAUAUGGUGAUUACUCAACUUGGAUUUGGGAGAAAAAUUGUUAUAUAAUUUCUAAAUUAAGUUUUGCACUGUUUGUAUAUUUUACUAGAAGUAGCCAAGUAUAUGUCUUUCUGUUGAAUGUAAUAUACCUAUUAUAUUUUUGACAUGAGUGAUCUGUUGUUGAAUCAAAUAUAAUUUGUAUUUAAUUGAAA